Didymodactylos carnosus is the source of this 939-nucleotide messenger RNA. Lineage: Eukaryota; Metazoa; Rotifera; Eurotatoria; Philodinida; Philodinidae. The record is from the annotation of a GenBank genome assembly.
AUGAAUAAUACGACUACACUUGCCCAGUCAGCAGCCACAACAGGUUAUGUUCUUGAAUUAUAUUACUUGCUAAUAAUUGUAUUAAGUGCAUUUGUUGGCAUAUGUUUUAGUCUAGCAUGUUUAAUACGUUUUUUACGAGAGCCAAAACUUCGUACACAUUUUAAUUAUUUAUUUCAUUAUGUGAUCAUAUUUUGCAUAAUUGGGGGUCUAUUUAGCGGCCCUUAUUUCAUUGCUGGUUAUGAUUUGAUUCUAUUUCAAAAAUCAAUUGAAUUCUGCCAUUUACAUGUUGUUACUGGAUAUUUUUAUUUUAUUGCGAUACCAACAACAAUUUGUUUUACAAGUAUCGAAAGACAUGUUGUAAUGUUUAGAAGGAAUGGUGUAUUAACGUGGAAACGCCAGUUAAUUCCAUUUAGUUUGAUUAUUUUAUAUUGUUUCUUAGUAGUAUGUUCAUUUGCUUUAAUACCACAAUGUAAUUAUUUGCCUUGUGUGCCAUGUACAAAUCUUAAUGUACAUAUAUUAUUAGCAUGGCAAACAUGUAGUUUUAUUUUACCGUUGAUAAUAACAAUGUUAUCAACAUUAGCCUUUCUGUUUCGUUUAUAUAAUUAUUUUAAUGAACAAGCUCGUAUUCGAAAUGGUAUUGAUAAACAACAAUCAAAAACAUUGAAAAUUGUUGCUAUACAAGCGAUUAUUUAUUUAUUAUGGUGUUCUGUAGUAUAUUGUCCACCUAAUAUUUAUAAUUUUCUCGUUGCAUAUAAUUCAAAACGGUAUACAUCAUCAUUAAUGAAAACAAUUGGCGGUGUCAUUAGUAAUUGUGGCUUACAAGCAUAUCCGAUCAUCACAUUUUUCUUAUUUAAAUCGACAACAAAAAGUAUAUAUGCACAAUCAACAAGUCGUAAUACAAAUAAAAGUCCUCAAGAGCAAAAUACAACUUCUACGUGA